AUGGUAAAUGAUAAAAAGCUUAUUCACAUUGUGAUAGAAGAGAAGGUAACUAUAGCAAGUGGUUCAUCAAAUGUGACUAUAUGCAACAACCACCAGCAGCGUCACAUGAUCUUCAACUGGGUGCACAGGACGUUCCAUCAUGGUGCUCUGAAGGAUGGGUUUGAUUCCAACGUGAGAAAGGCUGAGCCUGAUGUUAUCAAAUGGGAUGAUCAAGCUUCACUGAAAGAAGUUGCUCUUGCUGAUGUCCAUGGUGGUUGGAAAGAUGGCUUUCUAACCAUUGGCACUUUUGGUUGUUAUGGUCCCUUCAAGUGCUCCAACCAACACAAAGAUUACUUGGCUUUGGAAAGCGAUGAAGAUGAAGCAGAGCAACAUGAUGCUGAUGAGGAAGAAAACAAGUACAGUGAUUGUGAGCAUGAGGAAAUGAAACCACUUAUUGGCACCAAGUUUGAGAACAACGUUGAAGAUGUUGGAAACGAGAAACCUAAUCUGGCCAAUGCUGCCCAAGGGGGAGCUCUUGUGAUUCCGACACCAACUUUGGAUUCUGAUGAUGUCAUAGAAUGUAUCCAUGUGGGGACUGAUCAGAAGGAGAAGAAGAAAGGUGAAAGAAUCACUCUAGCUGACCUUUUCUUGGCUGAUUCUGGGAAAAUAAUAAAACAUGACGCUGCAAAAGUCUUGCUGGAUGAUCAGACAAGUGAUGAUAAACAAAGCCUUAAAGCCAAACAAUACGGACGCCCUGCAUUUGCCAAGAAGCUCAUAGCUCGCGUCAAUAAGGACAAUCCACACCCAAUUAAAAAUAUACAGAGAAUGAUGAAGAAGAUGAUAAAGAAGAAAAUCCAUCCUGAGGUUGAUGUUAAGAAUCAGAAAUCAGGAGCCCAGAAACCUAGUGCAAGUGAAAUCUGUGACAAUCACAAGACUGAAGGCACUAGCGGUUGAUCUCUAAUCUGAAGUCUGUUGAUUAGCUACAAUUGUAUUUAUAUUUUAUUUUUGAUAAUGUAAGGACAUAUGCUAAUCAGGUUAAUUUUUGUUGGCGUAUUUUAUGAACAAAGCAUGUGAUUGUGUUGUCUGAUACCUCUAAUUUGUUUGUGUUGAAUUUUAUUACUUUGACUUAAA
Neltuma alba is the source of this 1110-nucleotide messenger RNA. RefSeq lists its product as uncharacterized. The coding region runs from base 1 to 933 and encodes 310 amino acids. The transcript is spliced from 6 exons. Gene Ontology annotation, biological process: morphogenesis of a branching structure. The record is from RefSeq and is a predicted model, not a curated record. NCBI's taxonomy places the organism in Eukaryota, Viridiplantae, Streptophyta, Magnoliopsida, Fabales, Fabaceae.